UUACUCCUUCGUGUGUCUUCUGGGUUAUGGGAGCCAAACGUGGUGACAUCGGCAAGUGGAAUACAUCUGGCUGUGAAGUGAAGCAUAGAGAAAACCAAACCACCUGCCUUUGUGACCAUCUCACCUUCUUUGCGGUGCUCAUGCUCCCCUCCUCAGAUAUAGACGAGAUCCACAAGAGCUCCCUGACCAUUAUCAGUUAUGUUGGUUGCAUCAUUUCAGCUCUGGCUUCACUCAUCACCAUUGUCUUCCUUUGCUUGAGGAAAAAGCAGAGAAACCACGUUGUCUAUGUCCACAUGAAUCUCCUCUGGGCCAUCUUUCUUCUCGACGUGAGCUUCCUCGUCGCGAUGCCUCUGGCUUCCAACAUGGGAGACAUGGCUUGCAAAGCUAGUGGGACGUUCCUGCACUUUGGCGUGCUUGCGUGCUUGACCUGGAUGGCCAUUGAGGGCUACAGUCUCUACCGGCUGGUUAUCCAAGUCUUCAACUCUUACAUAAAAUGCUUACUUGUCAAGCUGUCCUUAAUAGGUUGGGGUCUUCCUACACUCAUCGUGUGCCUAAUUUUUGGGAUUGAUCAGUCCUCCUAUGGGUCUUCCUCUGUUAAAGUCUAUACGUCUCCUGAUCAAUACCACAUUGAAUUCAUGUAA
Molecule: messenger RNA, 641 nt
Organism: Pseudonaja textilis
Lineage: Eukaryota; Metazoa; Chordata; Lepidosauria; Squamata; Elapidae
Source: RefSeq, a predicted model, not a curated record